This is a messenger RNA of Rotaria sordida, 1557 nucleotides long. Lineage: Eukaryota; Metazoa; Rotifera; Eurotatoria; Philodinida; Philodinidae. The record is from the annotation of a GenBank genome assembly.
AUGUCUAUUGAGACAUUGCCAGUAGAAUUAUUUCAUUGUAUUUUGGAUAAUCUUGACACAGAAACAAUCGUUUUUUCAGUUCGACAUGUAUGUCGAUUAUUUCGAUCGUUUGUGAAUACCUAUGAUCGAUAUAUUUUGAAUUUAAUCUCAAUUUCAAAACGAAAUUUUCAUCUUCUUUGUCGAUUAAUCCAUCCACAUCAUGUUAUAUCAUUGAAACUUUCAAACGAAGAACGAAUAGCAGAUCAAAUAGAUUUAUUUAUUUCACUUAUUCGUCUACGUCAAUUUACUCGACUUUAUUCAAUAACUCUUCUUGAUAUUAAGGAAUGUCAAUUAAAUUUCAUUUUGAAACGAAUUAAUCUUAAUUUACUUACUUCAUUUUCAUUCAAUAUUAAAAGAUAUGAUGACAGACGUAUUCAAACAACUAACAAAUAUCUUCGAUCAAUCGUAUCUCAAUUGAAUUUUCGAAAAAUGGAAUUUAAUUUAAAAAAUGAAAGAAUAUCAAAAUUUUCAUGGCCAUGUAAUUGUUCAAUUCAAUAUUUGAUCAUAAAUGAAAAUAUAUCUAUGAAUAAUCUUUCGAAUAUACUUCAAUGUUCUCCUCAUUUACACAAAAUUAUUUUGAAACAGGAACUUGAAGAUAUCAUCACAAAUGUAUCAUUAAAAUCUACACGUCCAAUAUAUUUUCCACAGUUGACAUCAUUAACUAUGGAAAAAUAUUCUAUGACUAUUGGUGAAUUGGAAUCAUUUAUUUCAUUAACACCAUCACUUGUAUAUUUAAAACUUAUUGGUGAACAAUGUAUAUUCGAUGGAAAACGAUGGGAACAAUUCAUUGAAAUAAAUCUACCUAAUUUAGAUAAAUUUGAAUUUUAUUUUGAUUAUUGGAGUUUAGAGAAGAAAACUUCAGAAGAUCUUGAACUAAUUAUUGCAUCUUUUCGAACUUCAUUUUGGAUUGAACACAAAAAAUGCCAAUUAUAUACAAGAGAAAUAUCUGUAUUUGAAUAUUUUCAGAAAUCAACGACGAGUCAAAUUAUGUUUUCAAACGUAACUAAAGUUAAUCUUCAAUUUUACGAAGAGUGGUCAUUACUUCCUCUUGAAUAUCUUUCUAUUUUUAUCGAUAUUUCUCAACUAGUUCAAAUGACAUUGGUUAGCUCUUAUUUUACCGAAUACAAUCAAAAUGUGUUAGCGGACAUUCGUAGUUUCAUUGAACAAGCUUAUAAUCUUUCUGCACUAAUUAUUCAAACUGGUAUGUAUAGAUACAAUUUAAAUUUGGCAAUAGAAAAGAUACAUGAUAUUAUUCCAUAUCAUGUAAAAUAUUUACGAAUACCAAUCAACAGUACAGAUCAAAUACAAAUAAUCCUCAAUAGAUGCAAUCAUUUGACACAAAUAGCAUUUGACAUUAGAUAUUCAAAUUUCUCUGAAGAAAUCAUUAAAUGGUUUGAUGAUAAUACUAUGAAUUCAACAUAUUGGAAAGAUUAUCAAAUGGUUUCUGUAUGGCUUGGCACAAGAAAGAUUCAAUCAACUGAAAUAUAUCUCGAUCAAAAACGCAUGAAACUUUCGUAA